GCGCAAUUCCAGCUGUAGCCUCACUCAACAACUAGUAUUUACUUAACCAGGUGUUUUUAAUUAAAUCGUGCCCGCCUGUCCAGAAACAAGAGCAAUGAGAACAACUGCCAUAAUCGGUUAUUGCUUAUUAAUAUUUAAUAAUGUGUGCUGCCAGAGCGGGAGUGAAAAGAAAUGGAUAGAUCCGCAUCACACUUGGUCCAAUUUCGCAAUAGAUUUCGAUCAGACCCUUGGCGAAUCCUGCCCCCAGUGCGAAUGCCCGGAAAUGUCACAGAAGUCGCCGGUUGCCAUUGAGGAUGCACUGUCGCUAACGUAUUUUAAGAAGUUUGUAAGCCUACUCUUUCAACGAAAACGUUUGCAGUACGAUGCUAGCACAACGCUCUACAAGCGAUCGCUGCUGUUCUCGUUGCUGCCGUCGCAAAUAGAUGAGCUAGAAUCCGUGCAAGAUGUUCGCGAUCUGGAUAUCUUGCUCACCAGGAUACUGGAAAGUGCGGAAGCAGCGCCACUCGUUGAAGGCGCAUUCGGAUGCAACUAUGCACAUGGGGGGCUGGGCGUGUGGGCCUUAAUUACGGAUAUUCUCAAGGAUUUUAUACAACUGUUGAAAAUUUCCGAGGUGCAAUUUUUGCUUAUUGCGGCGCUGGCCACCGUAGUUGGCUGCAUUGUGAAAAAACGCUUCCGUUUCGGGCUGAUCACCAUUGUUUUAGGCGGCAUGCUUCUAAUUGGGUACUUCCACACAUAUUUGGAGUGCAAUAGAAAAUUGGAAGUUGAGGCUAUGUUGAACGUUAUUGACAGUAACCAACAGCCGCAGAGCUACGAUGAAAUGUCCUGGAUUCAGCGACUGAGGCAUUUUGUGGUCAGGUCAUCACCGGAGGAGGAACAAAAAGAGAGACUAAGAAAAUCUUCGAAACUCAACCUAACAUACUGCCUACCGGAUCAUGUCUUCAUGAUGUACGUAAACGAUCUGUUUCUCAAACAGUUGGAAAUGCUGUUGGAGAAGGUGUCGCAAACCAUGACAAAGCUAUCCUCUGGAUUAUCCUUCCCCUUUAACCUAAUUGCACCCAUAUUUUUGGUGGCUCUGGUGGGGUACAUAAUCAAGCUUACCUUUAAAUACGUCAUUAGUCCCAGAGCCUGGGCUACACUAAUUCACACCAGACCAGGCCAUGCCGACUCUCAGCCAACGGCUCAGCAUUUUAUCGCUGGGAAAGAGCCUGUUAGAGAUUGUAUAUCGGGUGAGAAUCUGAAAAUUUUGUUGAACGUGAUAAGCGACACACGACAGAGUGUCAGGCCACAACUACCGUCCGUAUCGGGAGUCCAGGAGCUAAUGGAACCCCUGGAAGCUCCAUUCGCAGCAGAUAAAAACGGAAAACUAAAUGUCAGCGACGAGAGCAACAGCAGCAGCGACAGCAAAAGUCGAAGUAUCGCUGAGGAGGAUGGAUUCACAGUGGUGGAUGACCACGAGGAGGAUGAGAUUCAUAAUAUCUAGCAGCUAGCUGCAAACUUUACUCUGUACUUUAAGCGUAUUGUCCGUGAUCUUUUUUACCCAGUUUCGAAUUGGAACCUAGCGCAUAAGAAUAAUUCAAUUUGCAGUUGAUUUGUCAUAGUUAAAGUUUCUUUAUUUAAAUUAUUUUGCGUGUUCUUAUUCUCCUGUUCACGAUAAGUGUAAUUAAGUUUAAAUCUUCAACAAUAAGAUCGUUUUAAGUAGGCCACCAAAUCGUCUAUAUUUUAUUGCAUGUUAUUAAUAUGCUGCCGGCCGGGCCAUUCCCAAAAAUUUUACUUUCUAUGUAAUUUGUUGAACAUUUUGUAUUUACAAUGUGGCGCUGAGCCGUUCCGUUCAUUUUUCAUAUUCGCAGUGGUCGCACUGUGUGAGUUGCAUAUUAAUUGAAUGUAAGCGAAAUUUAAUAAUGUAUUCGGUGUUUUCGAAUCAUGUAAAAACUAGUUCAAUAUGUAUACAACUAAUAUAUUUGAUAUACAUACUCGUAUUUAAAUAUCUAUGUAUAUAGAUCUAUAUGGUGUGUGUAUAUAUUUCGUAGGAAAAAAAUUAGAAAAAGAAUUUCGGUGUAAAUAUAUUUAUUCGUUGUAUUUUAAAUCAUGCACUGUACUUAAAUCGUAUUAUACUUUAAUUACACUUCAUUGUUAUAAAUAUAAUAAUAACUAUGCAACUAGGUAUACUUUUACACAAUUGUCUGGCCUGUUUUAUACCUACAAAAUACGCAAUUUAUAUGCAAAUUCCAAUACACGGCACAUACUCUUAUAGCCUUAGCCAAAACCAAAACCAGUUUGCUCUCUAGCGUUUAACAUACCUAAACCUAAAACUAGGAAACAUUAAGCAAAAAACCUAAAGCACGGCAGGCUACCAAUAAGUGACAACUAAGGCUGGCUGGCAUACAUAACGAUGCAGAUCGAUCAUCCAUUUCUAUGGCAAACUGAGAGAAUUAUCUAAUUGAUUUCACAAAUCUUAUACGCAAAUUGGUCCGCUAUGAUAAUCCUGAUUAAUAAUUUCACUACUCGAAUUCAACAAUUUUCUUUUUUGUUUAGUUAUAGUAUGUAAUUUUCAUCUCACGAUUUGUUUCUGCUAUUCUGUUCUGUUCUACGGUUUAACAACUGAGCAACAUCAUAAUUAAUGUAAUUACUUCCCGCUGGUUCGCAUUUGCGUUUGCCCCUCAACUAGCUAAUAGUAUGGUUUUAGCAGCAAUUAAAGCAUAUGUAUGUAUAUCUCCAUUCUCCUUACCCCUCUUAGGUCUGUUUUGGUACUCGUAAUCGUAUAAUUUAAAAAACUAAUGCCACCUAAUAUCAAACAGUAGCAGAACAAUGCGAAACAAUUUGUUUAACGCCUAUGCCUACUCCUACGCCUAUGCACAAGCCAAUCUCAAAUAUAAUUAUUAUUAAAAAAAAACGAAUGCCAUAAUUGGAAUUGUUUGCAUUAAGAUAUACAUAAGAUAUACGUACUAACAUUUAGUACGUGUGUGUGGUGUGUAUUGUUUAAAAACAGGCAACUUAUUCCCAUAUCCUGUGCUGUGCUACAAAAAUUACCUCUCAAAUAUCCUUCGAUGUACGCGUAUUCUUUGGCUUACUACCACACUGUUACGACUCCACGGAUGCAAUUGUACGUAGACUUUGGAUUUGACUUAGGACUACUUCUGUGUUACUUGUUAUUGUUAAAAUGCUCUCGUCUCGUCAAUAACUUUCAGCAAAUAAUUGUAAAGUUGUACAUAUUCAAUAUAAUACAUAAUCAAUGUUAACUGGAAUUUGCUCAAAGAAACAACAAAUAGCAGACUAGCAGAUUUAUAUGAAUAUUUCGU
Molecule: messenger RNA, 3296 nt
Organism: Drosophila obscura
Lineage: Eukaryota; Metazoa; Arthropoda; Insecta; Diptera; Drosophilidae
Exons: 6
Coding region: 95-1480 (461 amino acids)
Source: RefSeq, a predicted model, not a curated record